AUGCAGAGGGUUCUAGAGAUGCUGGCGAAUAUGGGGAACGAGAUGGUGGACCUGAAACAUAGAGUAUCCGAGCAAAGCGACACGAUCAGGAAGCUGAGCGCCACGGUUUACAAGCAAAGCACCAUCAUUCAAGGACAGGAAGAUCUGAUCCGAGGCUUGGAGGUCCAAGUCCAGGAAUCCAAGGAAGAGUUUCGACGCAAGAGCGAUGAGCACGACGCGGAAUUAAAACGGGGACACCAGGAUCUUCAGAGAGAAGUCGCCGCUUUAAAAGAGCAAUUGGCCCAGCUUACGCAGAAGCUGAAUGCUUCGGGUGAGGUGACUCUGUCAAGCGGCGCUCGAGCAACGUUUGCCGAUAUUGCGCGCACACUGCCAGCGAGCCCGCCGACGAGUCUAUCCAGCGUAGCUGUCCCAAGAAAGCAGCAGACAGCCAGCGAUCCUCUCCAUUGUACCAUCGACACAUCUCGCGUCAGCGAGUCGAACAAGAACAAAGCGCAAAUCGGAUCAAUUCGCCAGGCCAUCGAGACUGAGAUGAGAGCGAUGAACGGACAAGAGACCUGGAGAGACGAAGCCGAGCUUCAGAUGGUCAAAGAGGCUGCGCAGAAGACAGCCGUGGAAGGUUCACGAGUUAUGCGAGACCAGCUGUACCCGGUCCGAGUCGACAACGCCAACCGCACAGCAAUCCUUGACGCGGAAGGCAACGUUCUGCCUGGAGCGAUCGAGGCCUUGAGUGCCGAAAACAGAGUGACCAUUGGCAAGAUUUCCUGGUUGAGCAAACGAGAGUCUGGCAAAGCGUACGGGAGAUCGGUCACAAAGCAUAUGCAUGCAAGAAGCAGCGGACAUGCGGCAACGCUGCGCGACCUGAUCGAUCGCUUCCGUGAUGGGACAGGAAACCGCACAGAUGUGGUUCUGGCGGGAGACUUCAACCGCCACGAUCUCCUCUGGGGCGGAGAUGAAGUGUCAGCGAGCAGACAGGGGGAGGGCCAGCCCAUCAUCGACCUGAUGAACGACUUUGGUCUCAGCAGCCUCCUGCCGAGAGGGACGAAAACGUGGCAAAGGGCGGACGAGGAGAGCACCAUCGACUUGGUGCUGGCAUCGGCAGAACUGGCAGACGAGGUGAUAUCCUGCAUGACUCACCCGACAGAUCACGGGUCAGACCACAGAGCGAUCCAGACGGCCUUCGACAUUCAAGUACCGGAGAGAACGUUUCCACAGCGCCUGAUGCUCAAGAACGCGCCGUGGAUCGCCAUCGCAACCAGGGUCGAGGACGAGCUUCGGCCUCUUCCGUGGAGUGUGGGCAAGGGCGCAGCGAAGAGCCGGUCAACCGCAGCCGGAUCUGGAGCAACGCGCCAGGACGCUGCCAAGGAGUACCACGACAACGUGCGGAAACAGAAGAAGUCCCAUUGGGACGACUUCGUCACCGACGAGAACAACAUCUGGAAAGUGGUCAAGUAUCUGAAACCCGGCGUGAAUGUGUUCGAUGACAAGGUGCCGCCGUUGAGGAGAGCCGACGGCUCGAUCACCAAAGGCAAAGGAGAGCAAGGUGAGGAGCUCCUGAGCACCUUCUUCCCGCCUCUGCCAACCAUGAUCGAACCGGAGGGUGAGCGUCCGCAAAGAGAAGCGAUAACCAUGCCCGACCUCACCUUGCAAGAGAUUGAGGAAAAGGUGAUGGCGGCCAAGUCUUGGAAAGCGCCGGGGGAGGACGGCCUCCCUGUGAUUGUGUGGAAGAAGCUCUGGCACGUGGUCAAGCAUCGGGUGUGGACGCUCUUCGACUUAUCGCUUCGAGAGGGCGUGGUGCCCCAUCAAUGGCGGACGGCCAAGAUCAUCCCGCUGAAGAAGCCGGUCGUAGCAGAACGCAUCAGCUAUGCAGUCGAAGCUCAUGGGCUGUUGCCCGCGAACCACUUUGGCUUGGAGAAUGGGCAGGUUUUGAGUCUCGUCAGCUUCGACGUCAAAGGGGCGUACAAUGGAGUUUGCAAAGAGCGGCUGCUUGAGAGGAUGAAAGCUCGAGGCAUCCCGAGUCGCCUGGUCAAGUGGGUAGACGCAUUCUGCUCGGAACGGACCGCAUCGGUGGUUGUCAACGGGCACACAUCCGAGCAGCAAGCCCUGGCGCAGGCCGGCUUACCCCAAGGAUCUCCACUAUCACCGGUGGCAUUUCUGUUCUUCAAUGCGGACCUGGUGCAGAAGCGAAUCAGUAACAACAGCGGCUCCAUCGCCUUCGUGGACGACUACUCUGCCUGGGUCACUGGACCAACGGCCGAGUCGAACAGAGAUGGUAUUCAGUCGAUUAUCGAUGAUGCGCUCGAGUGGGAGAAGCGCAGCGGCGCCACAGGGAAUGAUGUCAAGCCGAAGGACAAUGUGAAGCUGCUGGGAGUCAUCAUGGAUCAAGCACUUCGCUUCAAGGAGCAUAUCGCCGGAAUGGCCUCACCACGAACGGCAAGGCAACUGUUCACUGCGACCGUAGCGCCGACCAUGGAUUAUGCCUCCAACCGAGUCGGAGCCCAGGCGAUCACGGGAGGGUUCCGUACGGUCGCGACGGCUGUGGCCGAGGCCGAGGCCAGCGUGCAAUCAUUUCGAGAACGCCAUGCUCAAGCGGCGUCGAGAUUCUGGAUCAGAACGCAGACGCUGCCGAGGACGCAUCCCUGA
Molecule: messenger RNA, 2640 nt
Organism: Hirsutella rhossiliensis
Lineage: Eukaryota; Fungi; Ascomycota; Sordariomycetes; Hypocreales; Ophiocordycipitaceae
Product: endonuclease-reverse transcriptase domain-containing protein
Exons: 10
Coding region: 1-2640 (879 amino acids)
Molecular function (GO): catalytic activity
Source: RefSeq, a predicted model, not a curated record